GGUAGGGGACCGUACAUAUAAAGGAGAGAGCCCCGUGUUCCGGGGCCCCAGUACCGUUCAAAGAUGCAGGUUGGCGGGACGCUGUGUGGUACCAGGGCCAUCUCCCUCCUGAUAUUCCUGGUACCUCUCAUUGAUUAUGCCUAUUCGAGUCCUCUUCAAUAUUUACCCAAUAUUCCGGGUUACGUCCCUGUUUAUAUAAGAUAUGGAGAUGAACCGUUGGACGAAAUAAAUCCUGAUUUAGCCGAGGCUUUUGGAGAGACGUCAAAUUCCGUUAAGAGUUUGCAGAAGAUAGACCACACAUUCGCUCACGAGUCUGAUAAAGAUGAAGAUAUAAAUGAUUUUUUGAAAGAAUCAGAGACAAAGCAUGCUUACCCAAUGCGUGUUAGAAAAGCGAAGAGUCUUUCUUUUGCUACUGCUAAUGACGAUGAACCGGGGAACCCUAACAAACCAAAACUUCUAACUAUCUAUGAAUUACCUGAUGAUAAUGAGAGCAGAUCACGUAGACGUUAUCGAGGGAGAACCAGGAUGAAGAGUUGGGCACCGCCUGCUUUUAAAGUCAGCCCACUUUCCGAUGCGGAAAAAGAAGAGCUGGAAAAAUUAGCGAUCGAAGUUGAAAAAGAAGAGACCAAACCAAAUGAAUUCUACGUCCCAAAUUCUAAAUAUCCCGAAGUAUCACCUGAUAAGACACACAAUUUCGUCGCGCCGAUAAAAGUGCAGGAUAUGCUCAAGGAAUCUUUGACAGAUCUACCGGAAAUUGUUGAUGUCACAGAUCUUUCAAAAUCCUCGGAUCAUCACGACAAUGCUGAAUCUGAAAAUGAUAAAAAAGAACCGCCCAUUAAGGAGCAACGUCCAGCCACGAUUUUGGCGAAUGUAGAUAAAGUUUUGCCUAUCGAUUUGCCAGAUAAAAGCGAAACCGGUGAAGAUACAACAUCGGAAGUUGAAAAACUGCUUAUCAAGGAGACGGAUCUGCUAAAAACUCCUCAAGUCACAGAGCUUUCGAAAUCUUUGGACGAUAAUAUUACUGCAUCUGGAGUUGGUAAAAAAGAACCGCCUAUUAAGGAGCAACGUCCAGCCACAAUAUUGUCGAAUGUAGAUAAAGUUUCACCUAUUGAUUUGUCAAACAAAAGUGAAACUGGUGAAGAUAAAACAAAAGACUCUACAAAACCAUCCGAUGAAAUCAUAACAGAUUCAUAAUUUAUAUAUACAUUUGUUAUAAUAAUAUCAGAUACUAGACUAUCCGCAUUUAUUUUCCGAAUUCUUUGAACAAUUCAAAUUUCUCUUGGCAAAAAAAAAGUUUAUAAGGAGAGACUUGUCUCAAUGUCUUAAUUUUAGUAUUAAAAAUUGUAAUUAAAUUUAUUCUUUUAAAAUCUA
Cataglyphis hispanica is the source of this 1371-nucleotide messenger RNA. RefSeq lists its product as uncharacterized. Bases 64 to 1194 code for a protein of 376 amino acids. The record is from RefSeq and is a predicted model, not a curated record. NCBI's taxonomy places the organism in Eukaryota, Metazoa, Arthropoda, Insecta, Hymenoptera, Formicidae. The transcript is spliced from 4 exons.